Zea mays is the source of this 2130-nucleotide messenger RNA. RefSeq names its product glycerol 3-phosphate permease. Gene Ontology annotation, cellular component: membrane. Gene Ontology annotation, molecular function: transmembrane transporter activity. NCBI's taxonomy places the organism in Eukaryota, Viridiplantae, Streptophyta, Magnoliopsida, Poales, Poaceae. Bases 259 to 1782 code for a protein of 507 amino acids. Gene Ontology annotation, biological process: phosphate ion homeostasis; transmembrane transport. The transcript is spliced from 3 exons. The record is from RefSeq and is marked validated.
CGAGGACACCACCACGAACAAGAAAGAACCGCACGGUCCCCGUUGCGUGGUUCCGCCGCGUCGCGUGUGCAUUUGCGCGGCCGCCCAAUCCGAUCCGGCGAAGAUCGGCCGCCCGUCCGACCCGGCGAAGAUCGGCCGCUGCUCCGGGAGCACCCCCACCCCACCAGGUGGUAGGUAAUCGUUGCUGGUUCCAGAAGCGUCCCUGCAGCCGGCGCUAGCUGCACGGCGGUGACCUUUCUCAGCGAAACUUGUGUCCUCAUGGCUCAGUCUCAACAGAUGGCGAGCAAGAAACCUCCUGGCCUUAGGCUAUUCGGAGGUGCCGGUUCGCUGAGAACCUACCAGACGCUAGUCCUGGUCCUCACAUUCUUCGCAUACGCAUGCUUCCACAUGACUCGGAAGAUCACGAGCAUCGUCAAGAGCGCGCUGGACCCCCAGACGAAGAUGGGGUUCUCCCACUGGGGACGGCUGCACCUGCACACGAGCGAGGCUCCGGCUCUUAACACUGGCUGGCUGCCGUUCAACACCGCUGACGGCUCAGCGUUGCUCGGCGAGAUAGACGUCGCGUUCCUCGCUGCGUAUUCCAUCGGGAUGUUCUUCGCCGGACACAUCGGGGACCGCAUAGAUCUAAGGAUCUUUCUGACGAUCGGCAUGGUCGGGACUGCCGUGUUCACGGCUCUCUUCGGCGCUGGAUACUGGCUGAACGUCCACAGCUUCUACUAUUUCCUGGUCGUUCAGAUGGUUUCCGGCCUGUUUCAGUCGGUUGGGUGGCCGUCGGUUGUCGCGGUUGUCGGUAACUGGUUCGGGAAGAGCAAGAGGGGGCUGAUCAUGGGCGUAUGGAACGCGCACACUUCUAUCGGGAACAUAGCUGGCUCGCUGCUUGCCGCCUUCCUCCUCGAGUUCGGGUGGGGCUGGUCGUUCGCCGUCCCUAGCCUUGUCAUGGCUCUUGUUGGGUUGGUGGUGUAUGUUUCCUUGCCGGUUAGCCCUGAGGUGAUGGAGAUAGACAUUGCUGGCAGUGGUGAAUUGAACUGUGAGAAGGACACUGGCACUGUGAAGGAGCCCCUUUUGGAACCAGGCCAACAAGUUAAGCAUAAGGCAGUGGGGUUCUUGGAGGCAUGGAGGAUUCCUGGAGUUGCGCCAUUCGCUCUUUGCCUCUUCUUCUCUAAAUUGGUUGCAUAUACCUUCCUGUACUGGCUACCCUUCUACAUCAGCCAUACACGCAUCGGUGGCGUGUACCUCUCCGAUGCAAUGGCCGGCAGCUUAUCGACGAUCUUCGACGUCGGUGGCGUGUUGGGAGGAGUCCUCGCCGGCCACAUCUCCGACCGUCUAAACGCGCGGGCGAUCACAGCUGCCAGCUUCAUGUACUGCGCGAUACCCGCCCUCUUCCUGUACCGCGCGUACGGGAGCACGUCGAUGGCGUGGAACGUCUGCCUCAUGUUCGUCACCGGAAUGUUCGUGAACGGGCCGUACGCCCUGAUCACGACUGCGGUGUCGGCCGACCUCGGCACCCACAGCUCCUUGAACGGCAACUCCCGGGCGCUGGCCACCGUGACGGCCAUAAUCGACGGGACGGGGUCUAUUGGAGCUGCCAUUGGACCGCUGCUGACAGGGUACAUCUCGUCCAAGAGCUGGAGCGCUGUGUUCACCAUGCUGAUGGCGGCGGCUCUCCUUGCCGGGCUCCUCUUGACCAAGCUUGUGUGCGCCGAGCUGCAAGGGAAAACACCUACCAGUGCGAGCAAGGACGUUGCUGAUGCGCAAGGUACUUAUUACUCGGAUGAAGUGUAAAUCCAAAGCUGGUUGCGCUGAAUGCCUAUCUAAGAUAGUGGCCGGUUGCUGCUUCCACUGUCUUUCAUGAUGGCUACCAGUCUGAAGACUCAGGAGGGAAACAGAUUUGGCUGCUGAGUGACUUGCUCAAAUGCCAGUUCAGAUGAUUUUGCGUGUGUGUGUUGGUAUAGAGACAAUAGAAGAUAGAGGUGUGUGCUUGGAUUAGUUUUCAGAUUUUACUUACUAGAUAGGGGUGAAAACACCUCAAAAGCUCUAGAGCCCAAAUACAGGCACAUUUUAGGCACCUUGUAAAUAUGUUUGUUGGGCAAUAAACUCGGGCUUGCACUGGCUGCAUUGCCAGUUACGUAA